AUGUCUUCGUCAACAGAUCAUCAACAAGGAAAUCAUAUUCUUCAACCAUCGUAUAUUAUGGAUGGUACAACAUCAUUAAAUGGUACAAAUGAAACAUUACCAUUAUGUAAUAUUAAAAUUAUUUGUAUACAAAAAAAAAAGAGAACUAAACGUCAUAUUUAUUUAACAUUUGUUGAAAGUUGUCCAUUAUCAUCAUCAAAUGAACAGCCAUGUGUAGAAAUAAUAGGUAAAACAAAUGGUUCAUCGAUAUUAUUAAAUGAAUGUAUAUCAUAUGAAUAUUUUGAUACAAUUAAAAAUGAUUUUCAAUCAUUUAUUUAUAUUUAUUUUGAAAAUUAUACAAUAUCAAUACAUUUUUCUGAUGAACAUAUUCAUAAAAAACCUCUUAUUAUUAAACAUUUUGAAUAUAUGUAUAAGAAAAAUAAUGAACAAUCAAAUGAAAUUAAUAAACAACAAAUAUCUCAAGAAUUACCAUGUUUAUCAAUAACUGAAAAUAUUUUACAUACAUUUGAUAUUAAAUUAAUUCCAUAUGGAACAAUUAUAUCUCAUAAUCAUAUAUUAAUUGGUCAUGCUCGUCUUUAUUUUACUACAACAGAUCUUUAUAUAUCUUCAAUUGAUUGUGAUCAAAUUGAUUUAAAAACAACAAUUACAAAUCAAUGUCCAUCAAAAGAUAAACCUAUUUUAUGUAUACCUUAUUUUACAAUAAAACAUUAUGGAAAUCGUUCAAAUAUAUUUCUUAUUGAAUUAGGUAAAUCAAAUUAUGGUAAUGGUGAAAUACAUAUGAAAUGUCUUUCAUCAUCAUUAGCAAGUACAAUACAUUUAUUAGCUAGUCCUGUUAUUGAAGAACGACCAUUAAUACUUUCAUCAGCAUUUCAAAAUCAAUUAUUAACACAUAAAAGAAUGGAAAAAUCGAAAAAUAUUCAUCCACCUAUACAACUUAAUCAUGAUACAGUAAAUUCAUCUAUUGCUGAUCGAUCAUUACCUUUUUCUAAAGAACUUUCAAUUGAACGUUUAUCAGAAAAUUCAACGAAAUCCAAUCAAGUAAAAUCACGUUCAUUAUUUAGUUGGGUUCGUAAAUUAGUUAAAAAUACUACACAAUUACAACGAUCAUAUCAAUUUGAUAGUAAUCAAAAUCAUUUAAAUCAACAAUCAAAAAUUUUAUCAUCAUCAAUGAAUAAAUUUUUUGAAUUAAAUAUUGAAGAAAAACAAAUUUCUCAUGAUCAACAACAGAAUAUUUUACCAAAAUCUCAAAGUACAAUUGAUUCAUUGGAAUUAAUUAAAAAUAAAACUAAUAAAAUUUCUGUGAUCUCAUCUUCAAAUAAACAAGAAACAACUAAUGGAACAUAUAUUGAUAUGGGUCCAACUAUUUCAAAAAUAGAUUCAGAUCAACAAGAAGAAAUUCAUGAUGAAAAAAAAAUAAUAAAAGAAAUAACAACAUCUACAGAUAUUGGUAUUAAUACUACUAUCAGUUUACCACCACAUGUUCAUUCAGCUAUUAUUGUUGGAAAUUCAGUUCAUUUGAUUGCUGAAGAACGAGCUGUUUUUCCAAUUGGUCAACGUUCCUUCACUUCUCCUGCUAGUGUUAUGCAACCUUUCAAAGCACAAUUACAUGGACAAACAAUUAAUAAUAAUUAUACAACUGAAACUAAUUUGACAUCAUGUGUACCAAAUAAUUCAAGUUCAAUUCAUCAACCAACAUCCAAUUCCAAUUCUCAACAAUCAUUAUUUCUUUCUUAUGGUAUAGUAACAUUAAAUAAAAUUCCAUUAACAUCUGAUCAACCUGAACGUCCAUCAAGUCCAUUAUCGGAUAUUUCAAGUAUUGAUCGUCGACUUAAUUCUGAUCUUAGUCUUAUGUCAAUAUCUCAUCAACAACAAGCAUCAAAUAUUUAUUCAUAUGAUAAUAUAUUAUCAUCAUCAUCAAGUUCACAUAUAUUUCGUACAUUAUCACUUUCAACAAAUAAUAUUGGUGAUAAUACAUCUGGUCAAAUAUGUACAUCAAAUGGUAGUAUUAUAUUUUUUGAUGAUAGUUUAACAGAUCAAGCAACAACAUAUUUACUUGGUUCACCACCAAUACCAUUAACUGAUGAACAAAUUCAAACAAAUUUAUCACGUGUUUCAUCAUUUAAUUUACCAACAUCUAUAUCACGUACACAUUUAUCAAAUAUAAAUGAAGAAAAACUUUCAACAAAUGAUUCAUAUGCAUUUAUUGAACCAUUAUCUAUAAAUGAUAAUUCAUUACCUAAUUUAUUAACAAUUCUUACAAAACCUUCAUUAAUAUCAGAAAAAACAAUUAAUUAUACUGAUUUACUUUUACCAUCAUCAAAUAAUAAUAAUGAUGAUGAACAACAAAAUAUAAAUUCAAAUGAUCAAAAUAAUGAUCAAUCGAAUAAUAUAAAUGAAGAAAAAACUGAACGAUCAUCAACUGUUAUUUAUACAGGUAUUGAUUUUCAUCAAAUUGAACGUCGUGAUCGUAUUGCUCAAUUAGCAGCCACAUCACAUAGUGAAGAUAAAACACCACCAUUUGUUUUAUAA
Molecule: messenger RNA, 2529 nt
Organism: Rotaria sordida
Lineage: Eukaryota; Metazoa; Rotifera; Eurotatoria; Philodinida; Philodinidae
Source: the annotation of a GenBank genome assembly